CGAGCUUCUAUUUAUGAUAAAAAGAUAAAGUGUAGAUACAGAAGUUGUAAGUAUUUCGUGCACAAAGAUUGUUUGAUUAAAAGAUCCAGAACACAUGAAGAAAAUUUCAAUUGGACUUGUAAGUUACAUUUAAAGUUAAUUAAUAUAUAUGUUGAGUCAGAUGAGAGUAAUGAAAACAUGGCAUUACCUCGUACGCCUGUGAAUAAUGAUAACAAUAAUGAACAAAGAGAAGUAGAGAUUCUUGAAGAUCCAGAAUAUGAGAUCCAGCAAAAUUUAGAAAACACUUUGAUUAGUCCUAAUAGUCAUGAUAAUAUUGCUGGCGAUAUCGAGGAAGAUUCUUUUCACGAUUUCGAUCAAUCUCAAAUUAUAAGAUCCACUUCUUUUGACCAAAAUAGUGAAUCUCGUAUAAUUAACAAUAACAACAAUCCACAAAACUCUAACACAAUAAAAAAUAUUGUAAAUAAUUCGUCUGUAGUUCCAAAUUUAUUAAGUUCCGGCAGAAAAGCUGCUAGUUUAUUUAAUAAUACACCAAAAAAACCUAUAAAAACUUGUAAUGUCUGUAAAAAAGAUGCCAGCCGGCAUGGAUUUGUAUGUUAUGGAUGCAAUAAAGUAUGUCAUCCUAUUUGUUUACUAGACGAAGAGGAAGAAGAAGCUGAUAGUCAAACAGACUCUUAUUUAUGUCUCAAAUGUAUGAAAAUCAUGCAAAAUAUAAAUAGUUCUUGUCGUAAAAGUCCAAAAAUAAAUAAUUUAAAUAAUUGUCCACCCACAUCCAGCAAUAAUAACUACAAUCACACUAAAUUUCAUCAUGAUUGUUAUCCAGAUGUUGCUUCCAAUAAAAAUUAUGAUAGAAAAGAUAUUCAGCACAAUAAUUGUUCUAGAAAUCAAAACGUUAAUGAGAAAAUCUCAUUUAAUAAUAAUUCUUUGGGAAAUAGUGAACUGGAGAUUUAUUUUAUUAAGCUUCAGUACCAAAAACUCCCUAUAGUCACUGAUUCUGAUCUGUCGUGGACUGUAUUCUACAGUUCCUUUGUUCGUACAAAAGGAUUAUUCGACCCAGAUGAGAAUGUCAUCAGAAUACAAGCUGCAAUAAAAGAUGAGACUGUUAAACGAAUCGGAGGUAAAGGUUUAUUCAACCCAAAGACUUAUGACAAAUGUAUUGAAGACGUUAAUAAAAGAUUAAAGCAUAAUAUUAAUUUCCUAUCUAAAGAAGCUGCAUUACUUGAAAAGCAUGGAAGAAUUAAAGCUGAAAAUAAGUUAAAAUUAGUUGAAUACAUAGAUCAAGUCAGAAAUUUCGCAACUUUAGCUAUUGCCUAUAAAGAUUUUUCAUAUUCUAGUAACAGACGAUUUUUAGCCAACAUAAUAAAUGUUGUGCCUACAUUUAUUCGAAAUAAAUGGGAAUCUAAACAAGCAGAAUUAGAGGAAAUUAAUAUAGUGCCAACGUUAAAACAUUUAAUCGAAAUUUUCGAAAAAGAACUACCAAGAAUAGAAGCCAGCAUUAGAAAUGACGAGCUUUUAACUGCUGAUAAAAGAUCAGACAUUAUUCAUAAUUCAAAACAUCAAAAGUCUAACGACAAAAGUCAUAGAUCUUAUUACUCAAAAGAAGAAGGUGAAAAUCCGUUUAUAGCGGAUGAAAAUACACUUGCCUCGAAAGAAAAUCUUUCUAAUAAUUCUACUAAAACGGUUUAUUGUUGGUUUCACAAACAAAAUGGUCAUUCAGGAAAUAGAUGUAAAGAUCUUUGGAAAUUAGACGGAAAAAUUGUAUCAGAAUUAGCAAAAAAUGCUAAAAUUUGUACUUGUUGUGGUCAGACACAACAUAAUCCAUGUACAUAUAACACUAAUUUAAAGUGUAGAAUAACUGGUUGCGAUAAAUUGCAUCAUUCGCUAUUUUGUUAUAAAAGAAAAGUCCCAGGUUCUCAAACAAAUGCAAAUAAUUACCAAAAUAAUAAUAAAAUUCCUUUUCUGAUGUUGGAGGAUACUUCUAGCGAAGAUGAAGAAAAAAUGACAACGAAAAAUCUAAAUACUAACAACUGUUACAAUAAUGAAGAAAAUUUGAACUAUGAAAUUGUUGAUAAUUUAAUUAAUAAUCAAUUUUAUACUAAUGUCCCUCAAGAAUUAAAAGAUCAUCUUAUCAAAAAUAAAAAUUACCAAAGAAAUUCUCACAUAAUUUCAGAUAUCAGCAACUUUGCACCAGUUGAAUUAAAAAUUAACAAAUCUAAAAUAGACACAGGACGUCAAACAUCCUUUAUUGAAAAAAAUGUGAAAACAUAUAAUGAUGCAUCAACACAAACGUCAGUAGAAGAAUUUGUAAAUUUAAAUGAUAAAUUCGAUUACAUUGAGAUCAAUUCAGAGUCUCAUAACAUUUUGCAUAAUUGCAAGCAAAAUGAAACUCGUUCUACUAAAUUUACUACAGAAUGGUCAUUAAAUCAGCUUAAUUUAGAUGUUAAGCAUGACACAAAUGAUAAAAUCAGCAAUAAUAAAAUUCAAUACUACGAUCAUGUCACUAAAUGCAUAAAAAAAUCAUUAAACACAAAAUUAAGACUAAGGAAAUUGACACGUAAAGUCACGUAUAAAUCACGAAAGAAGAAAAUAAAAUAUUUUCUUAGUAAUCCUUAUAUAAAUAAAACAAAGGUUCAUAAAACAAAGCAUAAAAACAUGCAUUAUUCUGACUCAAAACGACAUAGAAAGAAAGAAUCAAAUAACACAAGCAAUCGUACUAAUCACGAGUUUUCCAAACUAAUUUCGUUCAUUCCAGGAACCAAGAUGAAAGAGGAAUUAGUUGACGACAACGCCCUAAAAUCAACGUCGAAACAAAUGAGUCAUGUUCGAUUUAUUUCUGUACCUGACAGCUGGAGCGUGAAAGACUUUACUAAUGGAUUGAUGAAAUCUAUAAGAUGGAGUGAAAAGGACAUGGAGGCGAUCAAACUCAUACAUUUAGAACAUCUGAGAAACAAAAGAAUGCACAUUAGACUAAGCUUUCAUCACAGCUCAAUGUUACAUCAGCUGUUAAAUGCUGGAACGAAAACUCGAGACAAGAACAUUUAUAGUAUCUCAAUAAAUGGCGUGACCAUUUUAAUGGAGGCAAUGAACAAUUUCAAGGAACGAUUCAUGAUGUCAUCAACAAAGAAGGAAGCUUAUAAUGAAAAAACUAAAGUUCUGUUGUUAAAGUUCUUUAGAAAAGAUAGUUUUAAUGACAUUAUCAAUAUACUUAAUCAAACCAAAUUAAGUAAAUUAAUUUAUAUGAGCUUUAAAGGUUUAAACGCUUUCUUAAUGUUUAAAGAUUUAAAAGAAAGUGAAAAAUUUGCAAAAGACAUGAGUAAGAGUUUUUACAAUGUAAAAUAUUCAUACACAUAUUUGACUCUCGCUAAGUAUAAUCAUGCUGUAAAUGAAAACAGAAAUUUAGAAAUUCAAAUGCAAAAUCAUGUAGUCAAGAGAAAUAACUUAAAAAGGAAAAUUGUAAAAACACCCGAAAAAGAAUUAUGUAACGAAGAUAAAUCUCACAAAGAUUUACAGGAUAAGAUGAAUGAACUUUCCCACAAAUUAGAAGUGGUAGAAAAUAAUCAGAAUAGAUUAGAAGCGAAAAAUUUAGAUAUUAAUAAGCAAAUUCCUAAUUUGAUGUUGAACGCCAAUAUGAGUGCAUUUGAACGAAACAUGCAAAUGGGGUUUAUAGGUUACAGGUGUGUUGAACUCCACUUCAGUAGGUUUAUAGGUUACAGGUGUGUUGAACUUAACUUCGUUGCACUUCGUUACGUUCAACUGUUUAUAGAUCACAGGAGGUUUAUAGGUUACAGGUGUGUUGAACUUCACUUCGUUGCACUUCGUUACGUUCAACUGUUUAUAGAUUACAGUAGGUUUAUAGGUUACAGGUGUGUUGAACUUCACUUCGUUGCACUUCGUUACGUUCAACUGUUUAUAGAUUACAGUAGGUUCAUAGGUUACAGGUGUGUUGAACUCCACUUCGUUGCGCUUCGUUACGUUCAACUGUUUAUAGAUUACAUUAGGUUUAUAGGUUACAGGUGUGUUGAACUUCACUUCGUUGCACUUCGUUACGUUCAACUGUUUAUAGAUCACAGGAGGUUUAUAGGUUACAGGUGUGUUGAACUUCACUUCGUUGCACUUCGUUACGUUCAACUGUUUAUAGAUCACAGUAGGUUUAUAGGUUACAGGUGUGUUGAACUUCACUUCGUUGCACUUCGUUACGUUCAACUGUUUAUAGAUUACAUUAGGUUUAUAGGUUACAGGUGUGUUGAACUUCACUUCGCUGCACUUCGUUACGUUCAACUGUUUAUAGAUUACAGUAGGUUUAUAGGUUACAGGUGUGUUGAACUUCACUUCGUUGCACUUCGUUACGUUCAACUGUUUAUAGAUUACAGUAGGUUUAUAGGUUACAGGUGUGUUGAACUUCACUUCGUUGCACUUCGUUACGUUCAACUGUUUAUAGAUUACAGUAGGUUCAUAGGUUACAGGUGUGUUGAACUCCACUUCGUUGCACUUCGUUACAGUAGGUUUAUAGGUUACAGGUGUGUUGAACUUCACUUCGUUGCACUUCGUUACGUUCAACUGUUUAUAGAUCACAGUAGGUUUAUAGGUUACAGGUGUGUUGAACUUCACUUCGUUGCGUUCAACUGUUUAUAA
Molecule: messenger RNA, 4629 nt
Organism: Chironomus riparius
Lineage: Eukaryota; Metazoa; Arthropoda; Insecta; Diptera; Chironomidae
Source: the annotation of a GenBank genome assembly